This is a messenger RNA of Tachysurus vachellii, 5198 nucleotides long. It is a transcript of the gene prkx, whose product is annotated as protein kinase X-linked. Gene Ontology annotation, molecular function: protein serine/threonine kinase activity; ATP binding. The coding region runs from base 375 to 1433 and encodes 352 amino acids. The transcript is spliced from 8 exons. Lineage: Eukaryota; Metazoa; Chordata; Actinopteri; Siluriformes; Bagridae. The record is from RefSeq and is a predicted model, not a curated record. Gene Ontology annotation, biological process: protein phosphorylation.
AAUUUAUUUUCCGGUGCUCGUGUUUCUGUGGGUACUAAAGGGAGAGAGGAAGUGAAUAAUUUAAAUGUCUCAAACAGCGAAAAGAAACGGAAGGACACAACAGCGGGUGUUGCUUGAUACCAGAAGAGUCGUUUUUUUUGGACAACUUUGUGAUGUCAGUUGUCAGUCGUGCCUUUGUUUACUAACGCUUUAUAAACUAGGUGUAUGAAUUAAUAGCGUUGUUUUGUUUAUGUAAUAGAUUAAGCGGUUAUGGUGCUUUAUAGGAACGAAUCUUAUGUCAGUGUGAACAAAAGAAGAUCAACGGUGUCCGUCUAUUGGGAAGAAACCGGUUUAACUCCAUAAAGACGCGGUGUGGUUCUUUAUAUACAGUCAAGAUGGCAACAAUAAUAACAACAGCUAAAGGACUGAACACUGAAGAGACCGACACAUCAAACAGCGCUACAUUGUCUACAAUGGCAGCAUCUUUAGCUUUAAACAACAGGGUUUACUCUCUGGACGACCUCGAAACAGUGGCCACUGUCGGCACAGGGACGUUCGGGAGAGUUUUUCUGGUCAAGGACAAGAAGACGAGGAGUUUCUUUGCCCUGAAAGCCAUGAAGAUUCCAGACGUCAUCCGAUUAAAACAGGAGCAGCACGUUCAUAACGAGAAGGAGGUUCUGACGGAGGUGAACCAUCCCUUCCUCAUCCGGCUGUUUUGGACGCACCACGACGAGCGCUUCCUGUACAUGUUAUUGGACUAUGUGCCCGGCGGCGAGCUGUUCAGCUACCUGCGCAACCGUGGCCGCUUCAGCAACGGCACUGGACUCUUCUACUCAGCCGAAAUAGUGUGUGCCAUCGAGUACCUGCACUCCAAAGAGAUCGUCUACAGGGACCUGAAACCCGAGAACAUCCUGCUGGACACAGAAGGCCACAUCCGCCUCACCGACUUUGGCUUCGCCAAGAAACUUUCCGACCGGACGUGGACUCUGUGCGGCACUCCUGAGUAUUUAGCUCCAGAGGUGAUCCAGAGUAAAGGUCAUGGCCGGGCGGUGGACUGGUGGGCUCUGGGGGUUCUCAUAUUUGAAAUGCUGGCCGGGUACCCGCCGUUUUUCGACGACAAUCCUUUCGGCAUCUAUCAGAAGAUCCUGGCGGGAAAGCUGGAGUUUCCACGGCAUCUGGAUUUCUACGUAAAAGACCUCAUCAAGAAGUUUCUGGUGAUUGACCGAGCAAGAAGACUUGGGAAUAUGAAGAACGGAGCAGAAGACGUGAAAAAGCACAGGUGGUUUAAGACUGUAGACUGGGAUGCAGUGCCAAAUAGGAAACUAAAGCCCCCUAUAGUUCCUAAGGUAUCUCACGAAGGUGACACUUCCAACUUCGAAGCUUACCCAGAGGACGAGUGGAAAAAAGAGACUCCAGUGUCACCGAAAGACCUCGAGAUUUUCAAGAACUUUUGAAAUCGGAAAACAAGGGAACCAUGUUUUCCUCCGCUGGUGCAAAAGGACCAUUGCAAUCCUGGUGGCCAGUCUCGAUGUUCUCCUGUCGCAACUCGACUGACAGCACGCAGAGCGACAGGCCAUCGUUUUUACUAUCACCAUCAUCCUCAAGAUCCUCAAGUGUGGAGAGAAGGAACCGCUAUUUAUUUGCGCUUAUGUUUCUCUGAGCCUACUUGCAAAAAAAAAAAAAAACAAGAAAAAAAAGGCACCACUGUUUUUUUUUCAAAGGUGUCUAAGCCAAAAACAUGCUAGAAGCCAGUAGUUUGAUUCGGUUUACACGAACGCCUGUCACGCUAACUAGCUUUCAGACGUGUUUGUCGUCUGGUUGUGACGUCAUGCGACACGGAAAAGCCAGAGAACCAACAACAAAGUGUUUACACUCUAAAGGUUCUUCUAAUCUAGAUGUCAGAUCAUUGUCAUAUCAAUACACAUCGUUAUCAUAUUUAAAGCUUUUCAUCAUAUGAGUAACAAGACAAAAACAAUCUAUUCAAGUAGAGAUUCAUCGAUACCUCGGAUUUGUUUUGUAUUGGUUUUUUUUUUUUCCAGACCAAAUAUUAAGUCAUUCUAAAAAAAUGAGUAAUCAGUCAAUCAGGGAUGUCACUCAACCGUAAUAUUCAGCUUUAUUUCGUUUUCCUUGGGUUAGUAGUGUCCAGGAAAAGUGCACAAGUGCAUGUUCAUGAUCUUAGGCUACUAGGCUUGUUCUUUAUGAGUGAGUUCAUUUGUGCAAAUAUCUAGCUACAUUAGUUACCUUGGAUGAUGUAGGGUUGAGGUUGUUUCUUACAAGUACACUUUACUACAGCGGUAUGUAAAGAAGGUUUUUUUUUUAUGUUUUUGGCUGCGUCCAAAUCCCUCAUUGCCGAGGACCAAUAAGGGCUGAUUGUCAACAACAAUACACUGGAAAAAGAGCUGAUAUUCUCAAUCAGCUAUUGGGAGGAUUCUAGCUAGUGUCCCAAAUCACAUACCCAAAGCAGUUCUUAGGUUCACAAUCGAUAGCAUAUAACGAUGUAAAGACGUCUCGUACGGGAUGCACUUAUUUCCAGGGAUUUCAGAACAGCGUAACAGAUAUUGCGUCAUUGGGUAGGCGUGGCCUAUUUGAUAAUCUAACCCUAACCCUAACCAUAACCGUAGUUUUUGGUUGUUUAUUUGUUUUCUAAAAUAAAUCUACCUGUAUGACUGUUUUGUCCUUCGUAGGUAUGCUCUUUUUUUGAAAGAGGACGUUUUUCCAAGACCUCCGGAAACACGCCCACUUUACGUCGUGGUAACGAAACCCCUGGAAUUUAGUGAAUGCCCGUCCCGUAUACUAGAGUCUCAUGAGCCAUCUUGAAAAGGUUUUCGCAUCCGGCGUGUGUGCCCGCUAGCCCUGCCCUUCUUCUGCUACUAAGCAAAGCUGCGAGUUUUAAGUGUAAACCCGGUACUCAAACUAUUCUCUACUACACAAUGCCAUGUAAAAAUGUACAAGUAUGCGAUUUGGGACGCACCUCGAGUCCUACAAAUGAAUACACGGAAAACGUUAUAUAUUUUUUUUGUUGUCGUGGUGAUGUUUAUUAAAUUGUGGACCUUUCUAGAAAAUAUUCUAGAAACGUUUCAUUUAAUAAGAACAUUUUUUUGGAAAUAUGUCCAGAUCGCUGUCUACAAUGCAAACUAGGUUCAAACUUAGUAUCUCCUGAUACUGGAUGGUGGUAUUGGAGCUUUUUUUGGAGUAUCAGACUGAUCUUUGUAUUUGUAUCGAUGCAUCUCUAUCAUAAACUCUAACAAAUUUGGGUCAGAAUAUUGACGGUUUUGAUUAUUAAUAAAACAACAUGGUGCUUCUUGACUUUUUUAACUGGUAGCAUUAGUUUCCAUUGAGGUUUGAUGCAGACUCGGGUAGGAUGCUAUCCUCGUCGUCUCUGCGUGUAUGUAAUGAAACUUUUAGCACUUGCCUAAGGUGGCCUUAUGUUAGGAUGCAUAAAUUGAACAUCAGUUUCUUUUUCAAAAAAAAAAAAAAAAAAAAAAAGGUACUGGUGCGUUUGAACCCACUGGUGCAGUCGAAUCACUUGUGACUCUGGGAUAUAAAAUCUCUGUAUAGCCACGUGAGACUUAAGUGUGCUGUUAAAUUAGUAGCUUGUGUGUGUGUGUGUGUGUGUGUGUGUGUGUGUGUGUGUGUGUGUGUCUCCAAAUCAAGUUCUUCCUCUCCUAGUUCUUCUUUUACUUGACCAUGAACAAAAUUCCCACAUCUUCUACACGGGUUACACUAAUUGUUACACGUUAAGAAGAAGCUCAUAAAGGAGUCGGUUGUUCUUCUAGUCUGUAGUUAAAACACAAACCUGGUUCAGGAUUUCAUUAUUUAUAAUGCGCAGUAAAGAAGGCGUGUAGUACAAAACUCGUUCAACUCGUUAAUGCGCUCUGAAGCCACACUGUUAACGAUGAACGUAAAUACGUCAGUGCAAUAAACGUGUAAAAGACUAAAUCUGUGUGUUACAUAUUACAGUAUUUAAAAAGGUCCCGGUUUUUAAAAAAGGACAUCAUAGAAGUCUGAAACUGAGAGCUUGCGGCAUGGUGCGGAAAUUCGUUACAGGUUAACGACAGCUGGAGGAUGUGAUGUAUAUAACAACAUCCGGAGCAUCGUCUGAAUAUACGUCAUGUAAAUCUCUAACACUAGCUGAGUAGGUUGGUUAGUGAUUUAAAAAAAACCCUCUCUACUACAUGCCAAGUGAAAAAAAAAUCCUUAGUGUAGUUUUGUGUAUUUGUACAUUCAUCCAGCAUUUUCUUCACAGUAUGCCUCUUUUUUUUUUGUUUUUGUUUUUGUUUGAUUGUUUGUUUGUUUCUCCACAAACCCAACUAGUCAACAUUCACCUUGCGGCAGCUAGUUGGUAUACUAGUUAACUAGUCUGUGCAACCCGCUGUAAAUUACCACUCAAAAAUUUGGACAAAACCGUUUCCUAUUUCUAUUAUAUAAAUAUUUCUACGCCCUCUUUGGUAUCUUCCCUGUCAAGGAAUUGAAAAUAAGUUGUAGCUGCUUAUUUUAAGACACGUUCGAUUCGAGUAUAAACAUAUACAUGUGCUAACAAAUCUCAAAUCUCUAAGAAAAAAAAAAGAGCACUCAAUAGGACAAUGAGUGUGUGUGUAUUCUAAUGUUUGACUGGUAGCGUGUAGCCUGUAGAUUCAUCAUCAAACCGGAUGACAGUAAGGAGGAAAAUAUAUACAAAUCACAGAACAUGACAGCUGAAGUUUCCCUCAACACUUCAACUUAAUCCACCGCAUGAAGGUUCGACAUUCAUAACUAUGGCAACUCCCUAAAUAUUUUGCCCCACUGAACACUGAUUGUUGUUGAAAUGCUGUGUAUUUAAAAGUUAAAAAAGAGACUUAUUUAGGUUUCAUCAGUGCAGAAACAGGAAGCAGAACGAUGUACGUGUUAUUUUGCUGUUAUCUUUCCACACCUUCUCUCACAUCUUACAGUGUUGCUGUUGUUUUUUUUAUAAAACAUCCACCAUUAUCAGUUUUUUACCUCUCGAUGUCUUUAAACGUUUGCGAUGUUUAAGCUCUGUGAACUUAAAUAUUGCUUUAAAGAAAACAGGCAAUUUUUAUACUGAUUUUUAAUGAUGAUGUUUUUUUUCCUUGUCGUUUAUUUCCUUUUUUUUUCCCCUUCUUUAGCAGUGUAUGUAAAGUGGUGUAAGUGCAGUGUUACCUGCUGUUUACAAGAGCUGAAAAACAGAAAUGAAUAAACCUUUCAUGUGGAUUCUUUUGUGA